This is a messenger RNA of Cajanus cajan (pigeon pea), 2438 nucleotides long. Its product is annotated as NAC domain-containing protein 75. Gene Ontology annotation, biological process: regulation of DNA-templated transcription. Gene Ontology annotation, molecular function: transcription cis-regulatory region binding; DNA-binding transcription factor activity. The record is from RefSeq and is a predicted model, not a curated record. Lineage: Eukaryota; Viridiplantae; Streptophyta; Magnoliopsida; Fabales; Fabaceae. Gene Ontology annotation, cellular component: nucleus.
AAAGGGAGAGAAGACAGUAUUGGCCUUGUUUUGAUGUUUUAGUUAGAAAAAUCAACCGGAUUUUCUUUCUUUCUUUCUCUCUCUUUCUUUUUAUCACAUAAACCGCCUACAUCAUACAUGCGCUUCAUCAAUUACCAAAGCCUUAAAGUUGCUGUGUGUGUUCGAACAACACAACUUUUCCUUUAUAAUUUUCCUCACUGCCCUUCAGUUAAAGUACCUACCUAGAGGGAAUUCUGGUGUUUUCCAUGGUUAAAGCAGGAAAACUUUUGUUCUGGUCUCAAUCAAUCAAGCUAGCUCUUGGAUAAAUUUUGCUGUUAUAUACAAGAGAGAUAUGCUGCGUUGUGGAGAAUUUGAUAUUAAGAGAAUAUCAAUUGAAGGGUUCAUAAAGUUUCAUCAAGAGAGAUAGCACAAUAGCAUCAUAACACGUCAAAAGGUGGCACAGCAUGAAUAAGAUGAGCAACUUGAGUUGUGUUAGGAGCUCUGAUCUCAUAGAUGCCAAGCUUGAAGAGCAUCAACUGUGUGGAUCCAAACAGUGCCCUGGUUGUGGUCACAAAUUUGAAGGGAAGCCGGACUGGCUAGGUCUCCCAGCGGGAGUGAAGUUUGAUCCAACAGACCAAGAACUCAUUGAACAUCUUGAAGCCAAAGUUGAGGCAAAGAAUAUGAGAUCACACCCUUUGAUAGAUGAGUUCAUUCCCACCAUUGAAGGAGAAGAUGGGAUUUGUUACACCCAUCCUGAGAAACUUCCAGGAGUGACAAGAGAUGGCUUAAGCAGACACUUCUUCCACAGGCCCUCAAAGGCAUACACAACGGGGACACGAAAGAGGAGAAAGAUUCAAAACGAAUGCGACUUGCAAGGAGGAGAAACCCGAUGGCACAAGACAGGUAAGACCAGACCAGUCUUGGUUAACGGCAAGCAAAAGGGUUGCAAGAAGAUUCUAGUGCUCUACACCAACUUCGGGAAGAACAGAAAACCAGAAAAGACCAACUGGGUGAUGCACCAGUACCAUCUGGGCCAGCACGAGGAAGAGAAAGAGGGAGAACUUGUGGUGUCAAAGAUAUUCUACCAAACGCAACCAAGGCAAUGCAACUGGUCAGAUAGAAGUGCCACAACUGGUGAAGGAAGUGGAGAUCAACAACAACCUAACAGUGGAAUAAGAGAGAGUGGAAGUGGAAGUUGUUCUUCUAAGGAAAUUGUUACUCAUAGAGAUGAAAUGUCUGCGGUUGUUGGGGUCCCUCCAAUGACAACGUUCAACACUGCCUUGGAUCUUCAACAACUCAACUCUGAUCAUUUUGGCUUCAUCCCGUUCAGAAAAAGCUUCGAUGAGGUUGGAAUAGGAGAAGCUUCGAGAGCAAGAGAAGUUCAAGCAUCAGGAUCAUGCGAUGAAGCACAUGAACGACAUGUAGCACAUCAUCAUCAACAACAGCAGCAUGCGCACCAACAAAUUGCAACCACAGCCUUCCAUAUCAGUACACCUUCGCAUCCCAUCUCAACCAUCAUCUCUCCUCCACCCCUUCACCAUGCAUCCAUAAUCCUAGACGACAACUCUUACCAUGUCUCCAGAAUAAUGCUCCAAAAUGAAAAUUUUCAGCAACAGCAGCAACAACAUCAUAAACUAGGAGGAAGGUCUGGCUCUGGUUUGGAGGAACUCAUCAUGGGGUGCACUUCAACUGAUAUCAAAGAGGAGUCAUCAAUUACAAACCAACAAGAAGCUGAAUGGUUGAAGUACUCUUCUUACUGGCCAGACCCUGGCAACCUGCAGGAUCAUCAUCAGUAGUAGACAACAAAAGAAACAAUUAAAAAAAAAAACCACAAACAAGACAACAUCAUUGUGGUCAUCAUUAAUGCUUGAAGCAUACCUCAAGUUUCUUUUCAACAAAAAGCCAAGUAAUCAGAUCCAUGGUUUUCUCAUUUUCUUUCUUUUUUCCAAUGAUGUCAGUUUAUGAUAAGCUUUGGUGGCUCUCAACGGAACUAACUGUGUGCAACGGAACAAGUUGGAAAGAAAGGGAGAAAGAAAAAAGGAAAAGAAAAAAAAAUUAUUUGAAGCAAAAGCUGCUCUCCCUGGCGGAGAACGACCAAAGUCACAAAGUUAAAUGCAUACUGCUGCAUGAAAAUCAUCACAUAAUAUGAUUACAGUAUCAUCCCUCUUAUUAUUCAUAUUAUUUUAUUAUUUUAAGAUAUAUGUCUGUAUUAGUUCACUUUUCCUGUUUUUUACACAAGAAAUAUAUACCAAUGAGAUUGAGCAAACUCGGGACCACCUUGUUGCUCGUGCUAUAUAGUUAAUUAGGUAUAUAUGCUAUUAAGAUAAGGUGAGGUGAGAUUUUUACACUAAAUCAAUUAAGUUCAUUUGUUUGAGAAUCAUGUACCAAACGAUAUAUAUUCAGGUAUUUUUCAUACGGUUAGCAUUUUUAUGAUUUUACUAAAGAAUUAAUUUGAAUCA